This is a messenger RNA of Oreochromis niloticus (Nile tilapia), 1611 nucleotides long. RefSeq names its product insulin-like growth factor 3. Lineage: Eukaryota; Metazoa; Chordata; Actinopteri; Cichliformes; Cichlidae. Gene Ontology annotation, cellular component: extracellular region. Gene Ontology annotation, molecular function: insulin-like growth factor receptor binding; hormone activity. Gene Ontology annotation, biological process: positive regulation of cell population proliferation; positive regulation of phosphatidylinositol 3-kinase/protein kinase B signal transduction; insulin-like growth factor receptor signaling pathway. The record is from RefSeq and is marked provisional.
ACACAGAAAGGAUGUGCUCCUUGUGCUGUCCCCGUGCCAGACCACAGACACUCCAGGUGCUGUGUGUGCAGAUCUGCAUGUUUUACUCCAGCAUUUGUCUGGUAAGCUGGCCACUGUGUGCAGAGACAGCCAAAGUCCGAUGUGGCUCUGACCUGCUCAGUGACCUCAUGUUUGUCUGUGGGGACCGUGGAAUCUAUUUACGUAAAGGCUUGUGGUCUGGUUAUGGCGCUCGGCCCAGAGGGAAGGGGAUAGUGGAUCUGUGUUGCCUGUCAUCAGGUUGUGAACUUCAUCACCUUGAGAUGUACUGUGCUAAACCAAAGAUCCAGCAGACCACAUAUUCUCCAUCCACAACACUACAUGCAACAACACAGCCAAAUUUGUUCCAAGAAGUAUCUCAGAAAAAACUUUUACAGUACCUGGGGCCUCCCAGCAGUCUGAAGAGGGAAGCAUACAGAAGGAAACGGCAGCCUUCGCUUCGGCACAAAGUCAAAGGAGGAGGAGUGACCAUGAAACAACAAGUCAGCCGACUACAGCCAAUAAGAGCGCACUUUAAAGAAUGAUGGGUUUACAGUCCAGAGUUUGAAGAUAAUAUUUAUAUUCCUCGAAUUCUCCAACAGUUUUGCCAACUCACAGAAGUCCUCUGGUAUAAAAGCAAUCAUACAGUGUAUGUGUUUGAGUGUGUGCAGCGACUCGAACCUCUUAUAUGUUCAUAGAUAAAAGGUCACCUCACAAACUUUAGAAAUGUAAUCAGAUUAACAGCAAACUUUCAAUAACAACACAAUAAACAGCAAUCCAUGUAUGGUUAAUGACAGUGUUUGGUUAACAUCCAGCCCCUUCAUGGAGAAUAUUUGGUUGUUUGUUACACUGAUACAUAAAAACAACUAUUUUUCUAGAUUUUGAUUAAAGCAAAAGUCAGUUCUAACCACAGACAGGCCACCAGUAAUUUGGUGAAUGAGUAAUGUUCAGGAAAAAAGUUACUCCUUUAUGUACUUAGCAUUAUAGGCCUUCAUUUUGUGCUCUAGAUAUCUUCACGUUAAUGUGAUCCGUGCAGCUAAUGGAAAUAACGUUUGUGGGGAGAGAAACAUGAAGCAAAUAACAGAAGUGAUCUACUCAUAAAUGCACAAAACUCUUAGAGAUUUUUUUUAUCUAUUUUGAGAUGUUACCUCAUCCUAGACCACCAUAAAUGCUUUUUCCUCUUUACUUACAGUAGACCUAAUUCCCCUACAUCUGCUCUAACUCAUGAAAAUAUCUUCAGCAGCCCGAUUCUUCACUAUUCUUCUGUCUGUGCUCAUCUGUUGGUGUGGUGUCUGUUAAGAAACAUGCCAGCCACUAUACCGUAGUUAAUAGUUCUCAUAAGCUUUUUUAUGCACUCAUAAUCGGAAUCCAAACACUUUGUUAUGUACCCCACCUUGUGUGGAGUCACUUGUAGUUCACACUUAUUUUGAUGGCACUUGACUGACUUGACUAGCUUUAAUAUUUGUUUGGGUAAAAGACAAAUUUUAUCCACUGUGUGUUUAUUGUUUGUGAACAUAUUUUGUGUAAAUGUCUUUAAAUGCAUUCAUUAUUUAUUUCACAAUGAGCACGUAACUAUAAUAAAUACUAAGCCUUAUU